GACAUCUCAGUUAGAAACUUUACAACACAAACUCAUCUAAGUUCUCUUUUCUUUUGUUUGAGAAAGUUAUGAAAUAGUCGUUAAUCAUGUUUCUGGGGAAGAUUGUGGAUGCAAUUACAGGGAAAGAUGAUGGAAAAAAAGUCAAAGGAACAGUGGUUUUGAUGAAGAAAAAUGUAUUGGAUUUUACUGAUAUUAAUGCCUCAGUUCUUGAUGGAGUUCUUGAGUUCCUUGGUCGGAGGGUCUCUCUCGAGUUGAUCAGUUCUGUUCAUGUUGAUCCUGCAAAUGGUUUACAAGGGAAACGUAGCAAAGCAGCAUACUUGGAGAAUUGGCUUACAAACAACACCCCAAUAGCAGCAGGAGAAUCAGCAUUUAGAGUCACAUUUGAUUGGGAUGAUGAGGAAUUUGGAGUUCCAGGAGCAUUCAUCAUCAAGAACUUGCAUUUUAGUGAGUUCUUUCUCAAGUCACUCACCCUUGAAGAUGUUCCUAAUCAUGGCAAAGUUCAUUUUGUCUGCAAUUCUUGGGUUUAUCCUGCUAAUAAAUAUAAGUCAGAUCGCAUCUUCUUCGCGAAUCAGGCCUAUCUCCCAAGUGAAACACCAGAGCCAUUGCGAAAAUGCAGAGAAAAUGAACUAGUAACUUUAAGAGGAGAUGGAACUGGAAAGCUUGAGGAAUGGGAUAGAGUUUAUGACUAUGCUUAUUACAAUGACUUGGGUGAUCCAGACAAAGGCAAAGAGCUUUCCAGGCCUGUCUUAGGAGGAUCUUCUGAGUACCCGUAUCCUCGUAGAGGCAGGACAGGCCGCGAACCAACCAAAACAGAUCCUAAUUCCGAGAGCAGGAUUCCACUGCUUAUGAGCUUAGAUAUAUAUGUGCCAAGGGACGAGCGAUUUGGUCAUAUAAAGUUGUCAGACUUCUUGACAUUUGCUUUGAAAUCCAUUGUGCAGUUGCUUCUCCCUGAGUUUAAGGCUUUGUUCGAUAGCACGCCUAAUGAGUUUGAUAGUUUUGAGGAUGUACUUAAACUCUACGAAGGAGGAAUCAAGUUACCUCAAGGCCCUUUGUUGAAAGCCAUUACUGAUAGUAUUCCUUUAGAGAUACUAAAAGAACUCCUUCGAAGUGAUGGCGAAGGCCUAUUUAAGUACCCAACUCCUCAGGUUAUUCAAGAGGAUAAAACUGCCUGGAGGACGGAUGAAGAAUUUGGGAGAGAAAUGUUGGCGGGAGUCAAUCCUGUCAUAAUCAGUAGACUCCAAGAAUUCCCUCCGAAAAGCAAGCUGAAUCCUAAAACAUAUGGCAACCAAAACAGUACAAUUACCAGAGAGCAGAUAGAGGAUAAGUUGGAUGGACUAACAAUUGAUGAGGCAAUCAAGACUAACAGACUAUUCAUAUUGAACCAUCAUGAUAUCCUUAUGCCAUACUUGAGGAGAAUUAACACAUCGACAGACACAAAAACCUAUGCCUCAAGAACUCUGCUCUUCUUGCAAGAUAAUGGAACCUUGAAGCCAUUAGCAAUUGAACUAAGCUUGCCACAUCCAAACGGAGAUCAAUUUGGCGCUGUUAGUAAAGUAUAUACACCAGCUGAUCAAGGUGUUGAAGGUUCUAUCUGGCAGUUGGCCAAAGCCUACGCAGCAGUGAAUGACUCGGGCGUUCAUCAACUCAUCAGUCACUGGUUGAAUACGCAUGCAGUGAUUGAGCCAUUCGUGAUUGCAGCAAAUAGGCAACUAAGCGCGCUUCACCCUAUUUAUAAGCUUCUCCACCCUCAUUUCCGUGAGACGAUGAACAUAAAUGCUUUAGCAAGACAGAUCUUGAUCAAUGGUGGUGGACUUCUAGAAUUGACAGUUUUUCCAGCCAAAUAUUCCAUGGAAAUGUCAGCAGUAGUUUACAAAGACUGGGUUUUCCCUGAACAAGCACUUCCUACCGAUCUCAUCAAAAGAGGAGUGGCUGUUGAAGACUCGAGCUCCCCACAUGGCAUUCGCUUACUGAUUCAGGACUAUCCAUAUGCUGUUGAUGGGUUGAAAAUUUGGUCAGCAAUUAAAAGUUGGGUAACUGAAUACUGCAACUACUAUUACAAAUCAGAUGACGCGGUACAAAAAGACACUGAACUCCAAGCCUGGUGGAAGGAACUCCGCGAAGAGGGACAUGGUGACAAGAAAGACGAGCCUUGGUGGCCUAAAAUGCAGACAGUUCAAGAAUUGAUAGACUCUUGCACCAUCACAAUAUGGAUAGCUUCAGCACUUCAUGCAGCAGUCAAUUUCGGGCAAUAUCCUUAUGCUGGUUAUCUCCCUAAUCGUCCUACAUUAAGCCGAAAUUUCAUGCCAGAGCCAGGAAGUCCUGAGUAUGAAGAGCUCAAGACAAAUCCGGACAAAGUAUUCCUCAAAACAAUCACUCCACAGCUGCAGACACUGCUUGGAAUUUCCCUCAUAGAGAUCUUGUCAAGGCAUGCUUCGGAUACACUUUACCUCGGGCAAAGGGAAUCACCUGAAUGGACAAAGGAUCAAGAACCACUUUCAGCUUUUGAGAAGUUUGGAAAGAAGCUGAGUGAUAUCGAGGAUCAGAUUAUGCAGAUGAAUGGUGAUGAGAAAUGGAAGAACAGGUCGGGUCCUGUUAAAGUUCCAUAUACCUUGCUCUUCCCCACAAGUGAAGGAGGACUAACUGGCAAAGGAAUUCCAAACAGUGUCUCAAUAUAGAACUAUAAUUCAAUUUGAAAGUAUUAAAUCUCUUUGUUGUUAAUGUUUCUUUAUAUUCCUAAUAAUAAUAGAAAAUAAAAUCUUUAUUUCAAGGAAGUUCCCAGCUACAGCUAAAGGAUGUAAUGCUGUAGGCUCUUCUGUUGUGUAAGUAAUGCAUUUGUAUGUACAAGUGCCCAGUUCUAAAUUGUGUAUAAAGUACUAUAUUGUUGAAAUUUUGUUUUCUUAGCA
Molecule: messenger RNA, 2903 nt
Organism: Nicotiana attenuata
Lineage: Eukaryota; Viridiplantae; Streptophyta; Magnoliopsida; Solanales; Solanaceae
Product: probable linoleate 9S-lipoxygenase 5
Exons: 9
Coding region: 87-2675 (862 amino acids)
Biological process (GO): lipid oxidation
Molecular function (GO): metal ion binding; protein binding; oxidoreductase activity, acting on single donors with incorporation of molecular oxygen, incorporation of two atoms of oxygen
Source: RefSeq, a predicted model, not a curated record